CUACACUUCGUUUUCUAGCCUUCGGUGUCCGUGUGAGAAAUGCUGCUGUUCUGGGUGUCGGCAGUGUUCGCUCACUUUUUCUCUCUCCACCAUCUAGACCUACGUCUCAGAUUUUGAAAAUGCUUUGCGCGAGUGAGUGUUGUGAUGUAUUUCCAUCUUUCAUUCUUUUAUCUCUUCCAUACUCUGCCUUGUGGUACUUAAGAACCCCUCGUAGAAGUGUGACUCGCAUCCCCAGGCUGAUUGAUAGCACGUGCUCACCUGUGACGGCUUCCAAGCUUUAGAACCGAGGUCGAAGUCUUCCCUGGAGCUGUUCGAGGGUUAGUGGCUCUCGUCCACCAUGCAUCGGAAGAAAGUGGAUAACCGCAUCCGGGUCCUCAUUGAGAAUGGCGUGGCUGAGCGGCAAAGGUCUCUGUUUGUUGUGGUCGGAGAUCGAGGGAAAGAUCAGGUGGUCAUCCUGCAUCACAUGUUGUCCAAGGCCGCCGUGAAGGCCCGGCCCUCUGUGCUGUGGUGUUACAAGAAAGAGCUGGGCUUCAGCAGCCACCGGAAGAAGAGAAUGCGACAGCUGCAGAAGAAGAUCCGGAGCGGGACGCUGAACGUCAACCAGGACGACCCCUUUGAGCUGUUCGGGGCUGCCACAGACAUCCGCUACUGCUACUACAGUGAGACCCACAAGGUCCUGGGCAACACCUUCGGCAUGUGUGUCCUGCAGGAUUUCGAAGCCUUGACCCCGAACCUGCUGGCCCGGACGGUGGAAACGGUGGCAGGCGGUGGGCUUGUUGUCAUCCUGCUGCGGACGGUGCACUCGCUCAAACAGCUGUACACGCUGACCAUGGACGUGCACUCCAGGUACAGGACCGAGGCGCAUCAGGACGUGGUGGGCAGGUUUAACGAGAGGUUCAUCCUGUCCCUGGCCUCGUGUAAGAAGUGCCUUGUCAUCGAUGACCAGCUGAAUGUCCUGCCCAUCUCCUCCCACAUAGCCACCAUCGAGGCCCUUCCUCCACAGGCUCCGGGCGAGGGUCUCAGUCCCUCUGACCUGGAGCUGCAGGGACUGAAGGAGGGCUUGCAGGACACGCAGCCUGUGGGUGUGUUGGUGGACUGCUGCAAGACCCUCGACCAGGCCAAAGCGGUCUUGAAGUUCAUCGAGGCCAUCUCUGAAAAGACCCUGAGGAGCACCGUCGCACUCACGGCUGCCCGGGGACGGGGGAAGUCUGCGGCUCUGGGGCUGGCAAUCGCUGGGGCAGUGGCGUUUGGGUACUCCAACGUGUUCGUCACAUCCCCGAGCCCCGACAACCUGCACACCCUGUUCGAGUUCGUGUUCAAAGGGUUCGAUGCGCUGCAGUACCAGGAGCACCUGGACUAUGAGGUCAUUCAGUCUCUCAACCCCGAGUUUCACAAAGCGGUGAUCAGAGUGAAUGUGUUCCGGGAGCACAGGCAGACCAUCCAGUACAUACACCCUGCGGACGCCGUGCGGCUGGGCCAGGCCGAGCUCCUGGUGAUCGACGAAGCUGCUGCCAUCCCCCUGCCCCUGGUGAAGAGCCUGCUCGGCCCCUACCUUGUGUUCAUGGCGUCCACCAUCAAUGGGUACGAGGGCACCGGCCGCUCGCUGUCCCUGAAGCUGAUCCAGCAGCUGCGCCAGCAGAGCGCCCAGAGCCAGGUCAGCACCACCGCCGAGAACAGGACCACGGCGACCGCCAGGCUGGCCUCAGCGCGCACUCUGCACGAGGUCUCCCUACAGGAGUCCAUCCGCUACGCACCUGGGGACGCCGUGGAGCAGUGGCUGAACCACCUGCUGUGCCUCGACUGCCUCAGCCUCACCCCGAUGGUCUCGGGCUGCCCCCUGCCCGAGGCCUGCGAGCUCUAUUACGUCAACAGAGACACUCUCUUCUGCUAUCACAAGGCCUCGGAGCUGUUCCUGCAGCGGCUCAUGGCGCUGUAUGUGGCCUCUCACUACAAGAACUCGCCCAACGACCUCCAGAUGCUGUCAGACGCGCCUGCGCACCACCUCUUCUGCCUCCUGCCGCCCGUGCCGCCCACCCAGAACGCCCUUCCCCAAGUGCUUGCCGUUGUCCAGGUGUGCCUAGAGGGCCAGAUUUCUCGUCAGUCCAUCCUCAGCAGCUUGUCUCGAGGCAAGAAGGCUUCUGGGGACCUGAUUCCGUGGACGGUGUCGGAGCAGUUCCAGGAUCCAGACUUCGGAGGCCUCUCCGGGGGCAGGGUCGUCCGCAUCGCUGUUCACCCGGAUUAUCAAGGGAUGGGCUACGGCAGCCGGGCGCUGCAGCUGCUGCAGGCGUACUACCAAGGCCACUGCCCCAGCCUGCAGGAGCCGGGCCUCAAGCCAUGCCAGGAGAUCCACGCCGUCAGCAGCGAGGCCGUCGGCUUGCUGGAAGAAGUCAUCAGCCCCCGGAAGGACCUGCCGCCUCUCCUCCUCAGGCUGAGCGAGAGGCCUGCCGAGCGCCUGGACUACCUGGGGGUUUCCUACGGGCUGACCCCCGGCCUCCCGCAGUUCUGGAAGCGGGCUGGAUUUGUCCCUGUCUAUCUCAGGCAGACCCCGAAUGACCUGACCGGGGAGCACUCCUGCAUCAUGCUCAAGACACUGGCUGACGCUGAGGACGCUGACCGGGGCCCCUGGCUCGCAGCCUUCUGGAGAGACUUCCGGAGGCGGUUCCUGGCCCUGCUGUCCUACCAGUUCCGUACCUUCAGCCCAUCACUGGCCCUGAACAUCCUUCAGAACAGGAGCGUGGAGACGGCCGUCCCACCAGCCUUGAGCCGGGAGGGGCUGGAUGUGCUGUUCCUGCCCUAUGACCUGAAGCGGCUGGAGCUGUACUCACAGAACAUGGCUGACUACCACCUCAUCAUGGACCUGGUCCCCGCCAUGGCCCGCCUGUACUUCCUCAACCAGCUGGGGGACCUGGCCCUGUCAGCCGCACAGUCGGCUCUCCUCUUGGGGCUCGGCCUGCAGCACAAGCCCCUGGAGCAGUUGGAGAAGGAGCUCGCGCUGCCCAUGGGCCAGCUGAUGGGGCUCUUCAACCGCAUCGUCCGCAAAGUCGUGAAGCUGUUUAAUGACGUGCAAGAAAAGGCCAUCGAGGAACAGAUGGUGGCAGUGAGGGAUGUGGUCAUGGAGCCCACGAUGAAGACCCUGAGUGAUGACCUGGACGAGGCAGCCAAGGAGUUCCAGGAGAGACACAGGACGGAGGUGGCGAAGCUGAAGGACAUGGACCUCUCGCAGUACGUAAUCCGUGGGGAUGACGAAGAGUGGACUGAGGUUUUGAACAAAGCCGGGCAGAACGCCUCGAUUGUCAGCCUGAAGAGUGACAAAAGGAAGUUGGAAGGCAAACAAGAGCCCUCACGGAACAAGAAGCUGAAGAGAAACAGAGAGGUGAAGAGAAGAGAGAAGCCGAAGCCGAAGAAAUAGCGAGGGGCUCGGCUGCGGCGUUGCUGCGGGAGGAGUUGCGCCUGCCCCGUGGGACAGGGCUGCGGCCUGGGCGCUGACGCCUGUGUGGGCAAGACCCCUCUGAACAGCCUGUGCGGAUGGGGGUCUGCCUCCCCGGCCACGGCCCCCUUUCCUGCUUCCAGCCUGCCUCUGGCCAGCGCUUCGUGCUCGGACCACACGUGUGGCCUCGCCGGUGUGUCCCUUCCAGGCCACGUGGGCCGCAGUGCUCUGCUGCUUCUGGCCAGGUCUCCCCCUUGGACCGUGCGGCCACCCCAGGCCGGGACUAGCGGGAACCCAGGUGUCCCCAGGCAGUGCCGGCCUGCUGCCCUCGGGGUCCCUGACUUUGGCCGCUGAGCCUUCGUCUGUUCGAGGGCCUUAGCUGGCAGGAGUGGGAGAGGAGUGUGUUAAUAAACGGCAUCUCUGGCGA
Molecule: messenger RNA, 3854 nt
Organism: Tupaia belangeri chinensis (Chinese tree shrew)
Lineage: Eukaryota; Metazoa; Chordata; Mammalia; Scandentia; Tupaiidae
Gene: NAT10
Product: N-acetyltransferase 10
Exons: 29
Coding region: 338-3409 (1023 amino acids)
Biological process (GO): rRNA acetylation involved in maturation of SSU-rRNA
Cellular component (GO): 90S preribosome; nucleolus
Molecular function (GO): tRNA binding; 18S rRNA cytidine N-acetyltransferase activity; ATP binding
Source: RefSeq, a predicted model, not a curated record